Messenger RNA from Brassica napus (rape), 2716 nucleotides. RefSeq names its product exocyst complex component SEC15B-like. Lineage: Eukaryota; Viridiplantae; Streptophyta; Magnoliopsida; Brassicales; Brassicaceae. Gene Ontology annotation, biological process: Golgi to plasma membrane transport; intracellular protein transport; exocytosis. Gene Ontology annotation, cellular component: membrane; exocyst. The coding region runs from base 208 to 2565 and encodes 785 amino acids. The transcript has a single exon. The record is from RefSeq and is a predicted model, not a curated record.
CACGCACCUAUUAUGCGUAAACUCCCAGACAAAUAUUCACCGGAAAGUCAGAGAAACCACUCUCCUCUGAAAAGACUAAAACACCCUCACCUUCUUCCGUCGCACCGCUUCUACAGAGAUACCCUUUUAGUCAAACAACAUUCUUCUCCUCCUCCUCCUCCCUCCUCUUCGCUGUAACGCUUCACCUAAACAAAACCCAAACACACAAUGCAAUCACCAAAACCGCGGCGUAAAGCGGGCCCCACAACAAACGGACUCGACUCCGCGGAGAAGCUCGACGAGCUCCUGAUCUCCUCCGCGAUCUGCAACGGCGAGGACUUAGGCCCGUUCGUCCGCAAAACCUUCGGCACAGGCAAGCCGGAGACGCUCCUCCACCACCUCAAGCUCUUCUCCCGAUCCAAAGAGUCCGAGAUCGAGGAGGUCUGCAAAGCUCACUACCAGGACUUCAUCCACGCCGUCGACGACCUCAAGUCCCUCCUCUCCGACGUCGAAUCUCUCAAAUCGGCCCUCUCGGACUCCAACUCCAAGCUCCAAUCCGUCGCGGCGCCGCUUCUAUCGUCCCUCGACUCGCUCGUCGAGGCCGGGACUGUAUCCAAGAACGUCGAUCUGGCGAUCGGAGCGGUUAAACACUGCGUCCGCGUGGCGGAGAUCGCGUCGCGAGCCAAUCGGCAUCUCCAGGGAGGGAGGUUCUACAUGGCGCUGAAGUGCGUGGAGCUGAUCGAGAGCGAGCUCUUGGAGAAGACACCUUCCUCGACUUUGAAAAGGAUGAUUGAGAAGAGGAUCCCCGAGAUUCGAGGGUAUGUGAAGAGGAGAGUGAGUAAGGAGCUUGGCGAUUGGUUGGUUGAGAUUCGCGUCGUGUGUAGAAACUUAGGUCAGUUAGCUAUAGGUGAAGCUUCCUCCUCGCGGCAGCGUGAGGAGGAGGUUAGGAUUAAACAGAAGGAAGCUGAGUGCGUCUACGCGUUGAUCGAAGAAGAUAUUGAUGGUGACGAGUAUGAGUCUAGUGAUGAUGAUGAUGCCUUUGAUUUGACUCCGCUCUAUAGAGCUUACCACAUUCAUCAAACACUCUCACUCCAAGACGGUUUCAAGCAGUAUUAUUUCGAUAACAGAGAGCUUCAGCUCAAGUCUGACUCAGAGGUUUCUUCAAUGACUCCGUUUCUCGAGUCCCACCAGACGUUUUUCGCGCAGAUCGCGGGGUUCUUCAUAGUGGAGGAUCGGGUUCUGAGAACCGGAGGAGGGUUGAUUUCGAAGGUGGAAGUCGAGUUUUUGUGGGAUCUUGCGGUUACCAAUAUGUGCGCUGUCUUGGAGGAUCAGUUCUCUAGGAUGCAGACGGCUAAUCAUUUGCUGUUGAUUAAGGAUUACGUUAGUUUGUUAGGUGUGAGUCUGCGUAGGUAUGGAUACACUGUUGACCCGCUUCUGGAAGUGUUGAGCAAGCAUAGGGAUAAGUAUCAUGAGCUGUUGUUGUCUGAUUGUCGGAAGCAGAUGGCGGAAGCGUUGUCUGCUGAUAAGUUUGAGCAGAUGUUGAUGAAGAAAGAGUAUGAGUAUUCCAUGAAUGUUCUCUCUUUCCAGCUUCAGACAUCGGAUAUUGUACCGGCUUUCCCUUACAUUGCGCCCUUCUCGACCACGGUUCCGGAUUGUUGUCGGAUCGUUCGGUCUUUUAUCGAGGAUUCGGUUAGUUUCAUGUCUCACGGAGGCCAGCUUGAUUUCUACGAUGUCGUGAAGAAGUAUCUAGAUAGGCUUCUAGGGGAAGUCCUCGACGAGGCUCUGUUGAAGCUGAUUAGCUCAUCGGUUCACGUGGUUUCUCAGGCGAUGCAGGUUGCCGCAAACAUGGCCGUGUUCGAGCGCGCUUGCGAUUUCUUCUUCCGACACGCCGCGCAGCUUUCGGGAGUUCCGUUGAGGAUGGCGGAGAGAGGGAGGAGGCAUUUCCCUUUAACCAAAUCGCAAAACGCCGCGGAGGAGACGCUCUCGGGUCUGCUUAAGAAGAAGAUAGACGGGUUCAUGAUACUGGUCGAGAAUGUGAACUGGGCAAGCGACGAUGUUCCUCAGGGUGGGAACGAGUACAUGAACGAAGUGAUAAUCUACUUGGUGACUCUGGUCUCCACCGCGCAGCAGAUUCUGCCUGCUAAAGUCCUGAGAAGGGUUUUGCACGAUGUACUCGCUCACAUCUCCGAGAGAAUCGUCGGAACGUUGUGUGGGGAUCUAGUGAAGAGACUGAGCAUGGCUGCAAUCAAAGGACUUGACGUGGAUGUUCAGUUGCUGGACUCUUUUACAGAGCAGUUAACUUCACUGCUCACGGAGAAAGAGGCUAACGAGAUGAAAACGGCUUUUGUGGAGAUAAGACAGAUGAUUAACUUGCUUCUGAGUAGUCACCCUGAGAAGUUCCUUAACCCUGUGAUCAGAGAGAGAAGCUACCACGCUUUGGAUAACAGGAAAGUUGCGACGGUAUCUGAGAAGUUGAAAGAUCCAUCAGAUAGUAUUUUUGGGACGUUUGGAGCAAGAGGGUCGAGGCAAAACCCUAAGAACAAAUCGUUAGACACGUUGAUAAAGAGAUUGAAAGAUGUGAGCUAGUGAUGAUUUGAGCAUAGACACACAAAGCGUAAGUAAGAUUGUUCCAUCUCCUCUGUAUUGAUAAUUAUUGUAAUCUGCUUUAUAUUUUUGUUGAUGAUUCGUUGGUCUCUGAGUUACAAGGCAAGAAAGAAAAAAAAACAAUUUCGGUUUA